This is a messenger RNA of Drosophila sulfurigaster albostrigata, 3758 nucleotides long. RefSeq names its product centrosomal protein of 131 kDa (gene dila). The transcript is spliced from 9 exons. Gene Ontology annotation, cellular component: centriolar satellite. The coding region runs from base 131 to 3697 and encodes 1188 amino acids. NCBI's taxonomy places the organism in Eukaryota, Metazoa, Arthropoda, Insecta, Diptera, Drosophilidae. Gene Ontology annotation, biological process: intraciliary transport involved in cilium assembly; regulation of centrosome duplication; cilium assembly. The record is from RefSeq and is a predicted model, not a curated record.
CUGCUCGACCAUGGGACAAGCUCAGUUGGCUGUGGCGCAGCCGUCAGUUCGGCUAAAAAGGAAAGCAAAGCAAGCCCUGUUUAAAUGCACUUGAAAAGUAUAUACUCGGAGUGCUAAAUCGGGUGCUAUUAUGGAUUUAUGUCUUAAGGGCUCGCAGAUAAACCUCGCCACACGACAGAAAACGAGACCCAAGCUCACCAGUCGCUCUCUGACGACUCUGAACAAUUCCGUGCCCCAUUUUCGUCCUCGCUCGGCCAACUUUCUACAUCAACGCAGUCGUUCGUCGCCUUUUCUGGGACGACCGCAGUCGGCGGAUCCGAAGUUUGGCCGCAAACUCAGUGUUUACUUUGCCGAGAAGGAUCUCAGGACUAGCAAACACCGUCAAGUAUCUUCCACGGAUCUGUUGAAAUCGCUGCUGGACGAGCCCAUCAAGCGGAGUUGGUUGUGUCGCAGCGGCUGCAAUUCUUCCACCGACGAUCAGUCGGACUGUUCACAAAAAUCGCCACACAACAGCGAGGGGGAGCACCUGGAACGGUUUAUGGCCAGCAUGCCGGAGUCCGGCAGCAGCGACAAGCUCAAAUCCUACGCUUCCAACUGGUCAGCCAGACAGGCGGGACUCAGCAAUGCGACGUUACUGCAGAAAACCGCCAAACCGGAUCUGCCCGGUAGAGUGUCUUUCAGCAAGCCGAAUAUGCACAACGACAUGGAUUCCAGUGACUGCGACAACGACAAACAGGACAUGCGACCUGGCAGCAGCAGCAACAGUAAUAGUAACAUCUCUGCUCCGGGUCCCUUAACUCUGCCCAGCUUCAUCUAUAACAAUAAUAGUACUGGUAACAGCAAUGGCAUCAGUGGCAGCAGCAAACUGGAUGCCAUCGACACUGGCGCCCAAAAGAAGUCCGUGCACUUUGGAACAUCUGUCUCGGCGGGCAGCAGCGCUGAGGUGCUCGCCGAGACAUACGAGUACCCUAAGUGUCCAUCCGAGAACUGCACCUGCAGCACACGUUCCUCAUCCACGGCCAGCACCAAUGAAGCUGCAUCCGACGCUAAGUGCGCCUGCGAUGCGCCCAGUUGUCGCUAUGCCGAUUCUGAACCCGAAGUGAAAACAUCUACCACACCUAUAGCGCCAUCGUCGUCUUUGGCGGCAACACGGCAAAAGUCACCCACGCCGGAGCUGAAUGUGAUCAGAGAGUAUAAGCAGGCGGUGGGUGGGACCUUAGAUAACAAUCUGUUGUCCAAAACCAAAUCCCUUGAGCCCAUGAAUAACGUGGAAUUGCCAAACUAUCUGGAAAAGUACGCGGCCCAGAGCAAAGACCAAAAGCAGAACAAUCUUUCCGAGAAGAAUCUCUCCAGCUCCAUCACACACCCCAACAACAAUAACAACAGCAAUAGCAACAACAAUAGCAACAAUGGUGGCGUGAGCUCUUAUCGAUCGACAGGACAACGCAAUUUUGGUGCCGAGAACAACUUUCUGCCCCUUGUGCAGGACGAUCGACGUCAAUAUAGCACUAGCAGCAACGCUGAUUCUGUGAUCAGCAAUUAUCUCAAAGUGGCCGCCACGACGCCGUUCGUCGGCAAGAAAAAGGAGAAUGUGAAGCCGGCGAGUGCAGAGACGAGUUCUCGGAAUAGUAAACCCAAAUUCCUGACCAAGAGUUCAAUUUCCAGCACGGGAGCCAAACUCAAGAAAGCCGUCAGCGUAGGGAGCCUGCGGGAGGAGCGCAAGCUAAGCGAGUACAAUCUGGAUAAGGUCGAUAGCUGGAUGAGCAUGCAGGAGCAGAAGCAGGCGUUGGCACAAUUUGAGGAACUGCAUAAACAGGGAGUCGAUGAGAUGGACGACAGUAACUCCCAGUUGUCACUUAAAUCAAAUGAGGAUUCCAGGGACUCGACUUAUGAUGAAAUUGUGUCGGUUAUCAAAGAGAUCGAGGAAGACAAAAAGCGAGAUAAUUUUGCAGAACGCUUACCCAGCGAGUUGAACCUGAAACUCGAUUCGCGUUCGGAGACUGCUGAAACGGUUAGUAAUGAUGAUCGCGUUCCGGAAAGCGGCGACAAGUACAAAGAUAUUUUGGCCUAUUUGAAUAAUGUGGAGAGCAGCUGUGACAAAACGCUGAUGGAAACUCGACGAUCUAUGCCGGAUAGCAAUCGCUCCGAGGUUGAAUUCGUUGUUGAGCCAGACGUUACCGACGAAGUGCCCAAACUGUCGGAGCUGUUGAUGCUGCCCAAUCAUCAACUGGCACGUCGUGUAAUUGCACUCACUCUACGGGCGAAUGAGUUGGCCAAUGCCAUUCACAUGUCCAAGGAACACGUUCUUCAGCUGCGCAGUGAAAAGCAAAAGUUACUGCGAGCGGAGAAGUCUAGCAAUGCCAUCAAAUUGCGUGACCAGAAAAAGCAUUACGAGGAGGUGGUGACUCGUCAUCAAGGAUUUAUCGAGCAGCUGCUAAAGGAUAAGGGAUCGCUGUGUGAGAAGGUUGCGGCGCUAACGCGACGUCUGGAGAGCCAGAAUCAAGCCUGGGAGCAUAGACUAGAAACUGAGCUAACUCGAGCGAAGGAGACGACUUUGGCUGGAGAGAAAAUACGUAGGGAGCGUUGGGUUCGUGAGAAUACCAAGAAAAUCAAGGAGUUGACAGUAAAGGGACUGGAAGCAGAAAUCAAUAAGAUGAACUGCAACCAUCAACGAGAAGUGACAGAUUUGAAGCGUUCUCAUCAGAUGCAGUUGCUCGAUGCAUUGGAGGAGGCGCGACUCAAGCACGAACAGAUCGAGAAUGGCAUUCGUGAAAGCUGUGCCCAAGAUCGUGAAGCGAUUAUUGAAAAGGAACGCAACGCUAUACGAGAGCGACUCGAGCGUCAGCUGGAGGAGGAGCAAAAAACCCAAGCGGAGUUAAGGCAAAAGCUGGCUGAUGAUUUUGCCGCAGAGCGAGAACGACUUCAGGCGGAGUUGAGGCAAAAGGAAUGCGAUUAUCAGGUUAAGCGACAGGAGGCGCAGCGCGAACAAGAUGGCGAACUGGAGCAGGCCAAGUUCGAGAUGCAGGAGAAGAUGUCAAAGCAGGAGGAGAAAUAUCAAAAUCGCAUUAAUACAAUCGAGCAGCAAUAUCUUGCGGACUUUGAGCUUUGGAAAACCGAAUAUGAAAACAAGUGCAAACUGGCGAAUGCGGAAAAGGAGAACGCUAUUAGACAACAUUAUCGGGCCGAGCGCGAUCGCCAGCUGGAUGAGCUUGUGGUGCGCAUGGAGGCGGAUGCUCUACAAAGCGGUGAGGAGCACGAGCAGAAGAUGCUGCGAUUAAAGGAAAAGUACGAAAAGGAUUUAACCCUUGCGGAGAAUGUGGAAAAGUCGCUACGGGAAAAGUAUGCGGAGAUACGUGGCAAGCUCGCAGAGUCGGAUGCUCAGGUGCGCAAUUCCCAGGCGGAGGUGCAACAGUUGCAUCUGGAGCUGGGGCACAGCAAGAAGAUGUGUGGCGAUAUCAUCAAUGAGCGUGACAAGCUCCGCGACAAUCUGAACACGGAUAUUCAGAAUGAGGUGGCCUUGCUCAAUGAGCGACAUAAGCAGGAAAUGGAACAGUUACAGAAGCGAGUUCAUCAGACCAUACAUCGGCAAGAGGAAACCAUUGAUGUGCUUAAAGGGGAUAAUGACAACCUACGGCAACAGUGCCUAAAAUUGAAUGCGGUCAUCCGGCAACAACGCAAAGAUUAUUGCGUUAAGUAGACCUGCAAUAUUAAUGUAAAGUAGCUAGUCAUAUCUGAAAUAUACCCAUAUGCUACAAUAA